UAUCGCUGUUGUUUUUUGUUUGUUUUGUCAGUGGGCACUGGGCACAGAAAAUCAAUAAGACAGAAAUGGGAGCGGAGCACUCGCAGCAGCGUGUGGAGGCCGAUGGCCAUGAGAUCUUCGAGAGGCGAGAGGCUGGAAUCGGUGCUAAUGCCAUAAGCGAUGGCAGCGCCAUGGCACUGGCAGCAGCCGCUGCAGCGGCCACCAAUAAACGACGUGUGCAACAGAGACAACAAGUUGGUGUUGGUGCGUCAGGAGUGAGUCCUGGUCAGUUUGUAGCUGGCACAGGGAACAUGCCAGCGAGCAUUGUGAUUGCCAGCAAGCAGAUUAUUUCAGAGACUGCAUCGCCCACAAGCUCGGAGCUAAGUCGUCCGCCCUCGCCACCACUGAGCGUAUGCUCGGACUUGCCUUACGUAUCCUACACGGACCGCCCCAUUGGCGAUUCGCCCAAGAUACGCAGUCGACCUUCACACAUGCUCCAGCAGAGCAGCGCCAGUCGCGCUGCAGCACGCAAAUCACAUCCCAGUGGCAUAACCAGCAGCAUUAAGCCAAAGCGCCCACAGUCAACAGCUUCCAGCCACAACAUUGUCAUUGUUAAGCCCGGUGCACGUGAUGCUCUGGAUGACAUUGAUCCGGACCUAACACGUUUGCGUAAUAUACCACAGUUCUUGCCAGUGUUGCGCGAAUCCAUUAGCUCGGCAACGUACACACGCGAUGUGGAGAUCUUGGAGCGCCUGCAGUCACAGCACUUACUCAACAUAUGCGGACGCAUGCAAACACACCUGAAUAUUUGCGCCAGCCAUGUGGCCAACGAACAGAAUCAUCUAGUGGAGCGCACCAAGGUGGUUAGCAACUCCAUUACCACGCUCUUUGCCAGCUUUGUGGACAUGCAGAAGACAUAUGCCUCGUAUGCAGAGCACUUUGCCAAAAUCCGUGCCGUCUCGCAGCAGCUCAGUCGCUGCAACGCGCUGCUGCAUGAGAACAUUGCCAGCCUGGAGGCUAUUAACAAUUUCCUGGACGAUGAUGAUCGUUUAGAGCCAUUUGUUUGGCGCACCGAUGAUAAUAAGCUGCGCGGCGAAGCCGAGGGUGCCGCUGGUGGCAACAGCAAUCGCCUGUGGCGCCUCUAAAACAAAUCCGUUAUUUUUAAUACUAUUAUUAAGCAUAUUUAUUGUGUAUAUAUUAACAAUACAUGCUCAUGUAUAUGCAUGUAUAUAUUUAUUAUAUUUACUCCUUUAACAUGUUGACAUUGUUUCUAAGCCAACUAUAUUGAGAUUUAUUGCUGCCUGAUCUCUGAAAUUAUAGUCUACAUACAUAUAUUCCAGUCGGAACUUAAAAAUCCAAUUAUAAAUGUAAUGUCUGUAAAUAAAUGUUUAACAGCAGAGCAUAUGAAUUAAGCGCGUCAAAAUUGUAAUUCAAUUUAAAUAAUU
Drosophila busckii is the source of this 1424-nucleotide messenger RNA. RefSeq names its product BLOC-1-related complex subunit 5 (gene BORCS5). The transcript has a single exon. Bases 66 to 1124 code for a protein of 352 amino acids. The record is from RefSeq and is a predicted model, not a curated record. NCBI's taxonomy places the organism in Eukaryota, Metazoa, Arthropoda, Insecta, Diptera, Drosophilidae. Gene Ontology annotation, cellular component: cytoplasmic side of lysosomal membrane; BORC complex; synaptic vesicle membrane. Gene Ontology annotation, biological process: organelle transport along microtubule; lysosome localization; positive regulation of anterograde synaptic vesicle transport.